CACCCUAGACACUCUUUGAGUCUUUGCCCAGAUUCGAUCAUCCACGGUUCUUUCCCAAAUCCAGGUCGCCUUUGUUGGUGAGCACCAAGGGGUCGUUUCUUCACAAUGGCAGACAGUCAAGUAGAGCAUGACAAGAACAUUGAGAUAUGGAAAAUGAAGAAACUAAUCAAAGCGCUAGAGUCUGCAAGAGGAAAUGGAACCAGCAUGAUCUCCCUCAUCAUACCACCUGGUGACCAAAUAUCCCGAAUCACCAAGAUGUUGGCAGAAGAGUAUGGAACUGCAUCAAACAUCAAAAGCAGAGUGAACCGUCAAUCUGUUCUUGGUGCAAUAACAUCUGCCCAGCAAAGACUCAAACUUUAUAACAAAGUCCCCCCAAAUGGUCUCGUCCUCUACACUGGAACCAUCAUCACAGAUGAUGGCAAAGAAAAGAAAGUCACUUUUGACUUUGCACCUUUUAAGCCCAUAAAUGCUUCUUUGUACCUUUGUGACAAUAAGUUCCACACCGAGCCUCUUGGCGAACUCCUGGAAUCUGAUGAAAAGUUUGGGUUCAUUGUCAUGGACGGGAACGGGACCCUAUUUGGGACAUUAAGUGGGAACACGAGAGAAGUUCUUCACAAGUUUACUGUGGAUCUCCCAAAGAAGCACGGAAGAGGAGGGCAAUCCGCUCUUAGGUUUGCUCGUCUUCGGAUGGAGAAACGGCAUAAUUAUGUCAGGAAAGCAGCAGAACUUGCCACACAGUUCUUUAUAAACCCUGCAACAAGCCAGCCGAAUGUGGCCGGAUUGAUUCUUGCCGGAUCUGCCGAUUUCAAGACCGAACUAAGUCAAUCAGAUAUGUUUGACCCUCGAUUACAAGCUAAGAUCCUUAAUGUGGCUGAUGUGUCUUAUGGUGGGGAGAACGGGUUCAACCAGGCCAUCGAGUUAUCUGCUGAGAUUCUGUCAAAUGUGAAGUUCAUACAGGAAAAGAAACUGAUUGGGAAGUUCUUUGAGGAAAUUAGUCAAGACACCGGUAAGUACGUGUUUGGCGUGGACGACACAAUAAAAGCACUUGAGAUGGGAGCAGUUGAAACACUUAUUGUUUGGGAAAAUCUCGAUAUUAACCGUUAUGUGUUGAAAAACAGCGUGAACAGUGAGAUAGUCGUCAAACACUUGAACAAGGAGCAAGAGUCUAACCAUAGCAACUUCAAGGAUGCUGCCACGUCUGGCGAGCUGGAGGUUCAAGACAAAAUGCCACUUCUUGAGUGGUUUGCCAAUGAGUAUAGGAAUUUUGGUUGCGCUCUAGAAUUCGUCACCAAUAAGUCCCAAGAGGGGUCCCAGUUUUGUAGAGGGUUUGGUGGGAUCGGUGGAGUCCUUCGUUACCAGCUCGACAUGCGCGACUUUGAUGAACCCUCUGAUGAAGGUGAAACGUUUGGUGACUCUGAUUAAGCUUCUUGAUUCAGAAUGAUGAGAUAUUCUCUAGCUUUGAUGUCAAGAGUCAAACACUGAGUGUGUUUCCUCUUUUGUGCUGUAAUUUCUUCUUUUUUUUCAGCCCCAUCCAUGACAAGGAAUUUAGUCAUCUUGUGUGAUUUUUCAUCCUUUUUUCAUAGCCCAUUAGGUAUUUAUCAUACUAUAAAUUGCUGCCUUAUGGCUUUAUGACAUUCUAUUCUCUCAUAGUCAUUGUACUUCAUUCCGUGGAUUGUGGUGGAGACAAGAGUUUUGAGUUUUGUUUUGCUAUUCACUGACAAGAAAAACCAACUCUACAC
This is a messenger RNA of Cuscuta campestris, 1739 nucleotides long. NCBI's taxonomy places the organism in Eukaryota, Viridiplantae, Streptophyta, Magnoliopsida, Solanales, Convolvulaceae. The record is from the annotation of a GenBank genome assembly.